This is a messenger RNA of Sphaeramia orbicularis (orbiculate cardinalfish), 7180 nucleotides long. Its product is annotated as zinc finger protein 518A-like. Lineage: Eukaryota; Metazoa; Chordata; Actinopteri; Kurtiformes; Apogonidae. Bases 643 to 4602 code for a protein of 1319 amino acids. The record is from RefSeq and is a predicted model, not a curated record. The transcript has 3 exons.
ACACAUUGCUUUCUAACUGUUAAGCCUCUAAAAUGGGGGGUAUGUAUGUAAAAACAGCCGAUACAAACAAAGGAAUAUCAACUAGUCAAACAUGUAUCGCAGUCAAUAGGAAAUGGCGUAUAUCCGCCAUGGCACCUCUUCUUCUUCUUCUACUACUACUGUGCUUCUGCUUCUUCUUCGUGCUCAACAAUGACGUAGCGCUGCUGCGUUAACACCCACGCGCUCCCCAUAAACGUGCCCCGGGUAUCAUAAACCAGCCGUAGUUGAGUUAAAAGUUGUAUUUUAGAGCCGUUUUGUUGGAAAUAAUGCUCAACUCGGCACUAGUUUGGUGUUUGAGAGACUAUACAUAUUCAUCCGCUUCGACAUGAGUGUCAAGAGCAGCCAAGUACCCGGAUGGACUGUCAUGGCCGCCGUCGCUGUGGUUCCACCGAGAGGAGCAGAGGAAGGCAAAUGUUGGAGCUGGGCGCUGUGGACGGCUUUACCUGCUUUUUAUCAUGUCGGACGUUAACGGGACGCCGCCUGAACUUCCAUCGAGUUCACGGUCUUGAGGUGGCCUCUUCAAGUUCCUCAGUCCGAGUCUUCAGAGAAAACAUGCAUUGAUGAGUUUUUUCCUUUUCUACAGAUUUCUCCAGACCUACAACUAUGGAAGAAGACCUGACAAUACCUCAAGAUUCUGCCAAAAAUUGCAACAAAUCAGUGAUAGAUGAUGAAAGAGAAAAGGUAAAAGACUUCGUGUAUAGACAUUUCAGAGAGGUGAACGAUGGGCCGUUGCUAGUGGACCACGCAAAUUCCACCAAGAAGGAAAAACAAACUCUAAACAAAGCCCACUGUAAAAUUCAACAGGGGGCUGUUUUCUCUGGAAAGAUCCUGAGCUUUGGGUGUUCGGUGUGUAAAGAUGAUUCCACGUAUAGCCCCAAUGACCUCCUCAAACACUUCCGAGCAGCUCACAAAGGAACUCUUCCAACGUACCCUUGUGAUUUGUGCGGUUUCGUCACAAACGAGUUCCCGGUUCUUCAGCGCCAUCGGAUCGAGCACAGGAAUACUCUGGUUACCUGCGAGCUUUGCAAUGAUGACGCUCAGUACUCGCUGCUUCUUCUUACGCGACACUACAUCCUAUGUCACAGUGUAAACGGACAGUUUGACUGCGACUGGUGCGAGUUUACGACUGUUGACGCUGGAACCUUCGUCCAGCACAUCCAUCACCACAACGAGAGUCCGUGGAAGUGUUCGAAAUGCAAACAUAUUAGCUUGAAUGAAGAGGAUCACCAGAAGCAUAUGAAAGCCCACUCUGGUUUGUUCCCCUACACUUGUCAGGAUUGUGGCUAUGGUUCAGCAAGAAGCGAGUAUCUGAAAAAACACGUGGCAGCUGUUCAUAAAGAAAAAUCUGAAAGAAAGAACGCGUUUAAGGCAGUAGAGGACAGCGGGACUCCAGUUCAUUCAUCAGCAAGCUUAAAACUUCUGCUUAAGAAGAGCCCAGGAGAGUCCCAGGAACCUCAGAGGAUAUCAAAACUGAACAGUCUUUCUGGGGGUUUACCAAACCAAAACGGCAGGUUGUUCAAAUCAGAUGUGCCAUCAGAGGAGAUCCACCAGUUACUUGAUGGAACUGGAGCAAAAAAGGACAAUAAAAACUCCAACAAAGGUGCUCAUAGCAUAGAACAGUCCACACUUGAGAUGUUGCAAGAAUGUGACAGUUCUGCAAACUCUGAAGCCGCCGCUCACACCACUCCUAAUGGUCUGAAAGUUCUGAUGGUCAAGAACAAAAUCUCCCUUCCCCCUAACUGUACAACCAAAGUAAUGGGUUUCAAGAUGGUUGAUGGCAAGAAACACUUAGUCCUCAAAGUAAUACCAGCAACAAAGCAAGACUCAUCUCCUCAGAAUCAUUCUUUGGUUGAAGAUGUUGGUUCUUCAUCAUCAGAGAAAAGUAAAGACACUAUUGACAAUGGAGAAUGUUCUAAUGGUAGGGGUUCAUUACAUUGCUUUGCAGUUUCACCAAGAGGUGGGUCUUGCAUACCGACAGAUCAAGAUGAAAUUUUGGCUGUAAAAGUAAAAGUUGAAGAGGAGGAAACUGCUGUUUGCAGCUUUGAUUUGUCACCUCAUGAAGGUGACGUUAGGGAGCCAACUAGUCCUUUAUUAAAUAGGUCUUCAGCUUGUGCAGAUACAGUAUAUCCCAUGACAAAUGAGUUUGACCAAGACAUCAAUACAUGUCACCAAAUUCAGUCAAGAAAAACGUCCGAUAACUCAGUUCCUUCUACAUGCAAGGCCACUGAUUUAGCUUUACAAUCAAAAGCUGCACAAGAGACGGUUUCUGAAACUGAUAUUGAAAAUUGUGGGGCAGCAGAUGGAAUGUCAUUGUCAGAAACGGUAGCAAACAGUAGUUUAAUGAACAAACAUAGAGGGAAGUCUUCUUGUAACACUACUCCAGAAAAGACCGAAAGGGAGUCCAGGCAUAAAAACAACCACAACUUAAAAACACUAUUGACAAAUCCAGUUUCUCUAUCGGAGUCAUCCUCGGAGAACUGUACACAAAACUCACCAAAUCAAGAAGUGUUUACGUUUCACAAUUAUUCCAAGGAAAUACUCAGCACCUCACCAAACACUAGCCAGGCUUUCGACAAUAUGUCCGACCUCUCAGCAGAUAAAGAAAGUAUUUAUGAGUCAUCGCAGUUUAGUUUGACUUUAGCAGAAUCUCCAGAACCAUAUUCCUAUAGCUGUAACGGAGAAGAAACAUCUCCCAAUGUGAGUCGAUGUGGCCAUGAUGGAGACGUUGAAGUAGAUGAAUGCAUAGCUAACGUUGAUGAUCCACCCACUGAGGAUGAAAACCCAGAGUCAGUGCUGCAAGACUUUAAUAUUAUCAAAAUUGAAGAGGAGAGCAUUCCUAUAUCCAAAACACCAGCAGAGAAUAAGGGUAGUUCAGCUUCAUUGGGCAGUUUUGUGGAAGAACAUUCAGAAACGAUCAUUAGCCAACAACUCACUAAAGAAAAACUAGCAACUUCAAGUGCAAGCAGUGAUUCGUCAAAACAAACUAAAACAACCGUACGAAUCCUUCAGUUGCCAGAGGGAAAGCAGCCGGUCCUUCUGAGAACUGCUGAGAAUCGGUUUGCCAUGCCAGUGCAGGUCAAGGCCUCCCCAGGUUUCAAACUGAUAACGAAUUCUGUAAAUCCUCAGAUCAAUGUCUCCUACAUGAAGCCAGCGCAGGAAAGAUCCAGUAAUCCAACUGGUGUAGUGCUUACGCAGAACAGGAGGGUUGGUGUUUCAGCACCAAAGGCAGGCAUUCCUGAAAAGGGUGCAACAAUUCUGUCUGCUGUUCCACAAGGCGUUAGCACUUCCUCAAAUCGCUACCUUAUCAACAGCACAGGGUUUAAGGGUCCUGUACUCCUUUCAAGCACACCAAAUAGUACCCCUACUGACAAAACUGCAAAAGCUCAACCAACUUGCUACUUAGUCCAGAGGUCAGUCCCAUUUGUUCAGGCUCCCAGUGCUCCUGGACUUAGGCUUGCAAGUACACAACUCCCUUUGAACUCCAGGCCAGUUCUAGCAAUGCCCGUUGGCUCCACAGAGAAACCAAAUCCUCUGCAGAGCGGUCGCCAAGCGUUCUUACUCCGGUAUAUUUCCCCGCCCAAAUCAGGCAUACUCUUAAAUAACCAAGAAGCAAAAACUGUGGCUCAGUCUAGUCAGUCCAAUGAAACUACAGGGAACAAAGUCAUAUUUAAAAUAGUCACUCCUACUGGUGGCCUUCUUUCAAGUGGUGCCCCUGUUGCUAGCAACCAGCCUUUGUUUCUGGCCACCAGACCUCAGACCCAGUGUUUUCUGGUAUCUCCAAACAAAACAAAUGCAAACAUUUCCAGCAGCAUAAAGAAAUUUAUUAAAAUUGCACAGAAAGAUGUCACGGAGUCUUCACGGUCUCCCAUGAAUGUAAAGGUACAGUCAUGUGAAGCAGAGAAACCCAUCUUAGCCCCAAGGCCAAUUCGGCCUCCAAGCCAAAGGAAAAGGCGAAGGAAACAACUAUUCGACGAGCUUCCACCGCCUGUGCACAAAGCUAGAAGACUCUCAAAUCGAGUUCUGACCGAAAAAGAGUCGGUUGUGUUGUGGAAGCCUGUAGCCAAAGAUGUUGAAAGGACACUGAGACUCUCCCCGUUCAGUUCUCUGCAACAGAUUAAAUGCCCUCGUCGAUACCAGCCGGUAGUGGUGCUCAAUCAUCCAGAUGCUGACAUUCCGGAAGUGGCUAAUAUCAUGAAGGCAGUAAACCGGUACAGAGGUGCAGUCAGUAAAGUAUCUCUGUCCGAAAAAACAGUCCAAGCGCUCUCUGAGCUCGGUGCUUUGGGGACGAACUCCCCGACCAAAGGAGCGGUAUCUGAGAGCGACGACCCCAGACCUCGGCCGGUUCAGAGUUCUGUCCGAGAGCGAUUCCUUCUCAAACUAAAACUGAGGAAAAAGAGCAGAAAGAAGUACGAGGUAGUGAAAACUCUAGCGGGCUCGAGGCAGGAGUCUGUGAUGUUUGACUGCUGGUUUUGCGGUCGGCUUUUUAACAGCCAAGAAGACUGGAUCGGCCACGGUCAGCGGCAUCUCAUGGAGGCAACUAGAGACUGGAAUAAACUGAUCUGAACAUUUUCCAUCACCUUCGAAUGGGUCGAUAUUCUGUCCAUUUGAGGUGCAACAAAUGGUUAAUGUUGUAUAUUUUUAAAGGACCUUCCACUAUAAGAUUGUUGGAUUUUUGUUUCCUGUAAAUAAUAUUCUUAAGUAAAUCAUAGUUUAUCUUUUCAUAGGUGCGUAUCCUAGUAAAUUAUGUACUGCAGGCAUGAUUUUUAACAUCAUGCAUGGACAGGUCAAAUUGAACUGUGAAAAUGGUACACUGUAAUUAGGAGUUGUGGUAAGAGCACGAACUACGAAAUGAUGGACAAAAUCAACAGAGGUUUUAUGCAGAGGUGGAUUAAAUUACUCAGGUAAUUUCAUAUAAAUCUGGUUUGUCAUUUUUGCUCAAAAAUAUAAAAACAGGCCUAUCUUAAGGGACUUUUUUAUCUUUUAUUAUCCUGCACAAGAGGACAGGAGGUUCUUUUUGUAUAGUCUAACUUAGAGCUGGUAGACGAAUUCAAUUGUUUUGUGAUGGAAUCAUGUUCCGGUCCAAAUAAUUUCCUUCUUUUGUAUGAUGUUUUAAUUAAAUGGGAUUUGUUUUGUCACUUCUUUCACUGUCAGGAUUAGUUUACAGUUUUCUCUCCAGGAUUUCGUCAACCUGUAGCAUACGUCUGUCAGAAUGAAAGCUGAGAUUUUUCACGUUGUCAGAGUGAACGGAUGGUUUUCUAACAACACUUUUUACAGAAAAGAAGAAAAUCAAAUAGCGAUGCUUACUGUCGCUCUGUUAGUACUUGAGAAACACAGCUCAGCCCACUGUACAUCCUAUGCAGUCUCCAAAUUCAGUCAACUCCUCUCUUAAGUCACGUUCAAUGUAACAAUUUUGUCAUGAUGUAAGAAAACGGUGAUCAAUUUCUGUUUUUGUUGGUUUCCAGGCAUCAGGUUUGAGUCCAGUGAAAUAAUGUCAUAUUCCAGUAGUCGGUAUAACAACAGAUUGGUCAUAUUCACCAACUUUACCACCAGUUAUGAUUUUUAGAUCUGCUGGUUUCAACAAAAAAAAUAAAUAUAUAAAGCUGGGUUUUAUAAUCUGUACUCAUGGGUUUGUAAUUUAAGCCAAACUGAAGCAAUAUACAUAGAUACGAACUUCUAGAAUCAAAAACCAAAGCUUCUUAAAACGAACAAGUAAUAAAUAUGUUAGAACUGCAACGAUUAAUUGAUUAUUACAUUAAUCAACAGAUAUUAUGAUGGUCUGUUUGAGAAGAAGUCUCAAAUUCCAGCUUUUUGGAUUAUUUUCUGGCUUCUUUUCUCAUAUUUGACAAUAAACUUGAAGUAAGAGUAAAUAUGAGACAUUUGAGGAUGUUAACAUGGUAUUUGAAAAACAUUCUCUCCAUUUUCUGACAUUUUAUCGACCAAACAAUUGGUCAAUUGAAACUAAUUGUCAGUGAAACUGAACAAACAGCUUUUGGCAAAUAAAUACAUGAACUGUCUACAAAGUAUAACAUAAAGAGAUACGACAAAAUAUUCAUGAAAAAAAACAAAAACAUUGUGCAUUAGUGUUUAGAGUACAGCAAUUAGCUUAUAUACAUUUUAAUUGGUAAAAUAUUCUGUAAAGUGUCAUGUGUAAAACAUCUGGUGCUCAUGGAAAACGUGGCUUUGGAACAUUUUUGGGUUGAAAUGCAGACGUUAGUGGUGGAUAACACUGGUAUACAAGGAAAUCACUCCAAGCGUAAAUAUGAAGCUUUCACAAAUUAGCAUCAGCAAAGGCAAAAAAUGAAGUCACAAGUGUUUAUCAACCAAACAACUGAUCAAUUAAAACUGCCACUGAAACCCAACCGACAGCAUUUAGCAAAUAAAUACAUGAACCGUCUACAAAGUACAACAUAAAGAGAUGCAACAAAAUAUUUAUGAAAAAAAAGAAACACUUUGCGCAUUUGUGUUUAGAGCACAAUGAGCUUAUAUAAAUAUUAACUGGUAAAAAUAUUCCAUAACUUCACUGUUAUAGAGUGAAGUGUCAUCUGUGAAACAUCUGAUGCCCAUAGGAAACUUGACUUUGGAACAUUUUUGGGUUGAAAUGCAGACAUUAGUGGUGGAUAACACUGGUCUACAAGGAAAAUGCCCCUAGCAUAAACACGAAAAUUAAAAAAAGAAAGAAAAAUUAAGUCAUAAGUGUGAGUCGGUUUCAGUUUUUAAGACAAACUCGGAAGGAAUGUUUGAAAACACUGUCUGCACAUUAGAGUACGUCCACUUUUCACAUUCAUUCCAGUGUAAUAUUUCUAAAGUUAUUAUGUAAAUGUACAUAAACUUAAGCCAACUGUCACUUUUGUCAGAUGUUUUUUAAUUCUACAUAUCAAAGUUAGGUAAGAUUUAGCAGAGUUUGGAGCAGGAAAAAGCCGAUAGUCGAUUAAUAAAUCAAUACCAUCACCAUUUGUCUUAAAAAUGCAUUAUUCAUCUGUCACUUCAUUAGAAACUAGAUAACGGUUUAUGGUUUAUACUUUCUUUAACCUUGUUUAUUCUUAUUGAGGAUCCCCAUUAGCCCAUGUACAAAUGCCAGGCUAGUCUUCCCGAGGUCCUCUUAAAAAAAAAAAAAAAAAAAAUUCAGGAUGCAAAAUCACAA